AUGUCUGGCUUGACUUGUCGUCGGAUUGGUGGCCUUCAAAUUCGGCCGUCUCGUUUGUCGCUUCGUUCUCUUCGCCUGGCAAGAUACAACCAAGCCGGUCCGCGCUUAAUCCACACAGCUUCCCGAUAUACAACACCAGCGAUGACUCCGUCGAUCAGAAAUGGCAUCGCCAAUGGCAUCAGUAAUGGAAUCAGUCCCCCGGCGUGGCAUCCGAUCCACGUCAACCCUAACAAUGGCAACAUUUGUCGACCAUUCUCAUCUGCACCAGAUGCUCGUGCGGUGGAAACUGAAUUUCUGAUCGUCGGUGCAGGGCCGGCGGGAGCCUCGCUGGCAUGCUUUCUCGCUAGUUAUGGUGAGGUGACAAUCCUGAUGAAGUUUCCUCAAGCUGACUAUGACAGGCCUGAAGGGCAUCAUGAUCAGCGCUGCUCCAGGAACGGCCAAUACACCUCGUGCGCACAUCACAAACAUGGCGGCACUAGUAUGGCCGGCGAGGAAUAUGCUCGCAUUCAUUCGUGGGGGAAUGCCCCCGACAGAAAGGGAGACUACGAACUCGCCAGCCCUUGUACACCGGUCGAUCUACCGCAGACGCUUCUUGAGCCCGUCCUGGUUCGCCACGCAACGUUGAAUGGGUUCAAGACUCGAUUUAACACGACAUUGCUCUCCUUUGAGGAAGACGCAGAGACCGGGCUCAUUACAGCAACCGUCCGCGACAACGUUUCCAACCUCGAGUACCAAGUGCGCACCAAGUACCUUUUUGGCGCCGAUGGUGCCCGUAGCCAGGUCGUCAAACAACUGGACCUUCCUCUCUCGAUCAAGCCGGGCCAAGGUUUGGCGAUCAACGUCCUCGUCAAGGCCGAUCUCUCCCACCUGGUGGAGCACCGACGAGGGAAUCUGCACUGGGUCAUGCAGCCCGAUCGGGAGCAUCCCGAGUUUGGCUGGAUGGGCAUCGUGCGGAUGGUGAAGCCGUGGCACGAAUGGAUGUUUAUCAUGUUCCCGAAUCGGGAUUGCGACCCUCAAAUCCAGCCAUCCAAAGAAGAGUAUCUGAAGAGAGUCAAAGACUUUAUCGGCGAUGACACCCCAGCGGAGAUCCUCGACAUUUCCAAGUGGUUCAUCAACGAGAUUGUUGCCGAGAAAUAUUCUCAGGGGAACAUCUUCUGCCUUGGGGACGCCGUUCAUCGACACCCGCCCAUGAAUGGCCUUGGAUCCAACACUUGCAUCCAAGAUGCGUUCAACCUGGCCUGGAAGAUCGCCUAUGUUCACCGCGGACUGGCCCCUGCCUCGCUUCUUUCCAGCUACAGCGUCGAAAGACAGCCGGUGGGCCGCUCCAUCAUCACUCGAGCAAACCAGGCGUUCCGUGAUCAUUUCCACGUCUGGGACGCCCUCGGCACGACGCCCCAGGAUGUUUCAACUCGUCGACAGGUUCUGGAGGAAUUGAGGAGCGCAACGCCCGAAGGACGCCAACGCCGCCGUGCCUUCCAAGAAGCCAUCUCCCGCACGUCCCAUGAGUUCCACGGUCUCGGAGUCGAAAUGGGCCAGCGAUACACCGGUCUGUGUGUGUAUGAUGCUGACGAACAACAUCCAUAUCAGCGCUUGGGACGUGCCGCCCAAGAUGACGUGCUCUACUACGAGCCAAGCACGUACCCCGGUUGUCGACUGCCGCACGUCUGGCUCAACAAAGCGAUCCCAACCGAGCCUGUCUCGACCAUUGACCUCGCAGGUCACGGAGCCUUUACCCUUUUCACCGGCAUUGGGGGAGAGCACUGGAAACGUGCGGCCGAGAGAGUCUCUGCUCAGCUUGGGGUGCCUGUGAAUGUGCAUUCGAUCGGGUUCCGGCAAGAUUGGGAAGAUGUCUACUUUGAUUGGGAGCGGCUCAGGGGAGUGGAGGAGUCGGGUGCUGUCCUGGUGCGUCCGGACCGGUUCGUCGCGUGGAGAGCACAAAAGACCUUGGGCAAUGAGGAAGAGUGUCAGGCAAAGUUAUCGCAGGUGAUGCAAGCGAUCCUUGGGUAUGGGAGUGGCCAAGCCGAUCAGUAA
Molecule: messenger RNA, 2031 nt
Organism: Rasamsonia emersonii CBS 393.64
Lineage: Eukaryota; Fungi; Ascomycota; Eurotiomycetes; Eurotiales; Trichocomaceae
Exons: 4
Coding region: 1-2031 (676 amino acids)
Molecular function (GO): FAD binding
Source: RefSeq, a predicted model, not a curated record